AUGGCGGACGGCCUGGCUAGCUCCACUCAGCUGAUCAAGAACGCGUACUUGAGUGUGUCGGAUGUCAAUGUUGUGGUUGUGGACUGGGCCAACGCUGCCUCCUUCAACAAUUAUAUCGUGUCUGCGUAUAUGGCUGAUAGUAUCGCGAGAAAAAUUAAAGACUUUAUUCAAACCAUAACCGUUGUGAUGGAUUUAAACGGCAGCAAUAUACACAUGAUCGGACAUAGUCUAGGAGCCCACGUGCUGGGUCGUGCUGGGAAAUUCCUGAAAGAUACUAACGUGACUGUCGGCAGAAUUACAGGCAUAGACCCCGCUCGACAUUUCUUCGAAUGGCCCAAAUAUUUUGCGGGUAUAGACAAGGAGUCGGCCGCAUUUGUCGACAUCAUACAUACUAGUCGGGGAGCCAUAGGCUAUGAGCACUCGGUCGGCCAUGUUGAUUUCUUUCCAAACGGUGGGCUGCGCCAACCGCACUGCUACUAUCUCUCUAAUAUUCUAGCAAUGACGUGCGAGCACAGCUGCGGCUACGUGUACUUCGCUGAGACGGUCCUAGGGACGAACUUCACCGCGUACAAGUGUGACUCCUACACCGCUCUACAGCAGGGGAGAUGCGAGGGACACGACACUCAGACCAUGGGGGAAGCGUGCUCGGUGGACGCUACAGGAAAUUACUUUAUUACUAUACACUAG
Messenger RNA from Aricia agestis (brown argus), 687 nucleotides. RefSeq names its product lipase member H-like. NCBI's taxonomy places the organism in Eukaryota, Metazoa, Arthropoda, Insecta, Lepidoptera, Lycaenidae. The record is from RefSeq and is a predicted model, not a curated record. The transcript is spliced from 4 exons. Bases 1 to 687 code for a protein of 228 amino acids. Gene Ontology annotation, molecular function: lipase activity.